GAGGAAACCCCCCUCAGGUCACCGGGGUGACACGUGACCAGACGUCAAAUAAAGUAGCAGGCUGGUCACUAACUUAGUCGAGACAAACGAGCUGAGCAGCCACUCAAUGAAAGGAACAUGCCCAUUGCUUCAAAUGAUGAGUUGGGCUACAAGCCCCUGGAUGGUGGUUGGGGCUGGGUGGUGGUAUUUGGGGCCCACAUUGCCAUUGGAUUUGCUUACGCCAUGCCCAAAGCCCUCUCCAUUUUCUACAAUGACAUCCAAGAAGACUUGGAGUGCAGCUCCAGUGAAAUAGCAUUGAUGUCUUCUAUCAUGCUAGCUGUCAUGUAUGCAGGCGGACCACUGAGCAGUUGGUUGGUCCUUCGGUUUGGAAGCCGGCCAGUAGUCAUACUGGGUGGACUGAUGUGUGGGGUCUCUAUGGUAACUGCGUCUUUUGGGAGCUCCAUCAUUUACCUCUACAUUUGCGUUGGCAUCAUUGGAGGUUGCGGACUCGCCUUUAACCUCAAUGCAUCUCUCAACAUCAUCAGCAAGUAUUUCCUGGUCAGGCGUCCUUUAGCCAACGGACUAGCCAUGGCCGGGAGUCCAGUGUUUCUAUGUAUUCUGGCCCCUGUCAACCAAUAUUUACUGGACAGUUAUGGCUGGAGAGGAAGUCUACUUGUCUUGGGGGCCAUAAUGCUCAAUUGUUGUGUUGCUGGAGCCUUGAUGAGACCUGUUGCACAGCCGCCCUCUUCUCCACCUGAACAGAAAGUAGAGGAACAGCCAAAUAACACCAACAGUAACUUAAAAGAAAGCUGUUUGAAGAAUAUUAGCUUCUUUGAUGUGUCCUUCUUUAAGGAUAGAGGCUUUAUAAUUUACCUCUUUGGAAGCAUAAUGUUCAUCUUUGGUGCCUACGCACCCUUUUUGUUUCUUUCAGCUUAUGCAAUUAGCCAAGGCAUCGAUGAGCACUCUGCAGCUUAUCUGCUCUCUUUUAUGGGCUUUGUGGACAUGGUUGUCCGGCCUGGCACAGGCCUAACAGCUAACAGUAAGUGGAUCAGGCCUAGGAUCCAGUACUUCUUUAGCUUUGCUGUGACUUACAAUGGGUUAUGCCACUUACUGUGUCCACUGAUACACAGCUACUCCUUCCUGUUAUUCUAUACAUUUUGUUUUGCCAUGAGUUUUGGCAUGGUUUUCGCCCUGAUAUUUGAAUGUCUUAUGGACCUUAUGGGACCACAACGCUUCCCCAGUGCUGUUGGAAUGGUCACCAUCAUCGAGUGCUUCCCCAUGCUACUGGGACCACCCAUUGCAGGGCUGCUGGUGGACAUCACGGGUGACUACAAGUACCUUUUCAUAUUGUGUGGCUCAGUGAUCUUCACUGGGGGGGUCUUCCUCUUCGUCAUGAACAUCUACAACGACCACAUGCUGAAAAAAGAGAAGAAUGCAAAGGACAGAGAACAAAACCAAAAAAACAUGGAGGACCAGGACCAUAAAGACAUUAAACGGACCCCUAAGGCAAUGAUGGAACAAACUGAGUUUGAGGUUACAGAGGAUAACGGAGCCCAGGGAGAUCUAGAGAUUGCUGAAACACCAAAUUAAAUGAGAUUAGCCUGCAUAUCAGGGGCAUAUAUGUAGGUAUGUUUCUUGGUGUUCAAGGUCCAGUGUAAGAUUUAGGGGAAUCUUUUGGGAGAACAUGGCAUCACAAUGUUUCUAUAGUAGCCCAGAAUGGACAAACAAAUCACACACUGACUCUGAGUAUUUUUUAAAGUUUUUUUAAUUUAUUUUUUUAUUUUUUGGUUGCAGUCUAAAUGCCAGACCAUGCUAGCCAAGUUUCGAUCCAGUUGUGCAGAUUUUAACCAAAUUUACAGGAUAAGAGUGUCUUUCCAUUCACUGCGGUUUGCAAAUAUUAGGAGUAGGUUUGUCGGGAUAAAUAGCUGGCGGUGCUAAUUCUCUAUUCAGUUUACAUGAAAUCAUUGCAUAAGAAGUGCUGCAGUAACUGUUGAGAUCUUACACUUAAAACCACAAAUGUCACAUCGAGGAUCACCAAAGUCAGGAAGAUUCAUCACUACACUAAAUGUUGUACAUUCAUCCACCCACUUAUCAUGUAAAAUAUAUUUAUAUUAUAUAUUUAAUUUUUAUUAAGAUAUAUAAAUAUAAAUUAUAAUGAUAAGUGAGUACUUAGACCUGCUAAUGGCACUAGAGGAAAGUCAGCAGACCUCAUCUUCUGGGGAUCAUGGGAAAAUGCUGAAAUGCACAUAAGCCUAAUACUUGAGAGUAUGUUUGCAGUAAAUAUUCAUGAACAGGUACAUUUAACACAUACACUUUUAAUUGUAGCUGUUUUUAUUGUAAUGUGCAUAACCUCAGGCAUAGUUUGUACUUGCAGUGUUAACAUUUUGAAACUGACAACUGGUUUUACAAAUGAAAUACUGUAGCUAUCAGCAUGGGUGAAGAUGAAACAGGAAGUAUUAAAACUGUAAUGAGAUCAUUCAUCUCCUUUUAAGUUACUGUUAAAUCAUUGUCAAUAAGUACUAAAGGCUGUAAUGCACAUACAGUAGCAAAGUCUGUUGCUGAAGUGUGAUCUUAACUUGUGAUCAUGUAAUACUGUACUUAAUACUUUGAACUGUGUGUGACUAUUUAUUUAAUUUGAACUUUUAUGCUGAAACACAUCUUCUACGUAAACUACACAUGGCCCAAAGUAAAUUAAUGUAAUAAUGUUGUAUUAACAUUUAACAAUGUCAUUUGUUACGUGGGUGAGAAUGGAUGUGCAUGCACUGGUAAUUGAUUUGACGUCAUAUGUAUUUGUACAUGUGAGUGACUGAGCUGGAGUGAGUGACAAAAAGAGAACGAAUAAUCCAAAAAAUAGUUAGUAUAGGUUUUUGUUUUAAGGUGAAGGGAGCUUUUUGGGGAUUCUAUGUUCUAGAGAAUUUAAUGAAAGCUUUAAUUUACCAAAUUGAUUAUUUAACUGCAUUUUAACAUCUGACAUGCGCACAAGUUUUGUGUUUUUUAAUACAAAUAUAUGA
This is a messenger RNA of Larimichthys crocea (large yellow croaker), 2990 nucleotides long. Its product is annotated as monocarboxylate transporter 2. Gene Ontology annotation, molecular function: monocarboxylic acid transmembrane transporter activity. Gene Ontology annotation, cellular component: basolateral plasma membrane. Gene Ontology annotation, biological process: transmembrane transport; monocarboxylic acid transport. NCBI's taxonomy places the organism in Eukaryota, Metazoa, Chordata, Actinopteri, Sciaenidae. The transcript has 5 exons. Bases 118 to 1569 code for a protein of 483 amino acids. The record is from RefSeq and is a predicted model, not a curated record.